AUGGAAGACGCAAGAACAGGUCCUGGAAAUUCUGACAGAGCUUGCAGAAUGAUCUGGCAUUUGCAAAUUCGCACAGAAAAAAAGAUGAACAGGGUAUAUCAAAGGAUCAAAGAACAGAAAAUACAAAAAGCUGAAGCAAAGCAUGAUAAUCUAAUAACUUUUGUCGUUUUAGGAGCAAAGCAUAUCGGGAAGACGGCACUAGUCAGACGGUUCAUACAUGGCUCAUUUUCGCCCACGUAUACACCAACCAUAGAAGACUGUUACUUCAGAACAUUUUAUAACAGAUAUUCAGGAACAUUUUCAAACAUUCGUAUUAUCGAUACUUCAGGGUAUUAUCAUUUUCCUGCUAUGCAGCGAUUGGAUAUGAGCAAAGCGAAUGUGUUGUUGCUCGUCUAUGAGGUUAGGAAUGUUCAAAGCAUGCAGAGGGCCAUAGACCUUUAUAAAACUGCUAUGGAUGUUCUGGAAGGUCGUCCGCCAGUUCCCGUUGUUUUCAUUGGAGCAAAAAUCGAUACCGAAAAGGAUACGGAUAAUUACAAAGCGGAAAUGAUCGAGAAAUUCAUCCAAGAACAUGUAAGCGCGUACUGCCGCCAUUUACUGACAUCAGCAAGGCUGGAUAUUAAUGUGGACGAAAUUUUUGACGUCGCCCUGUUAUUGCUGGAAAGACUGCGAACAUGGGUGUGUUUAUUUUCACACAGAUAAUGUGGGCUUUCGCUUAUGAAGAAACAAGUUGAAGGGAAACGUCUAUAAAAAUCUGCAUCCAAUCUCUUGUUUAUAUGCUUUUGUUCACGCACAAUUUCUUAGACUGAAUAACACUAUUUAUAUCAAUGUACGACAGAAAAGGCUAAGACUAGUGAUUUCAAUUUCAGGAGUAAAUGGGUAGGUGAAUUUAAUAAGCGUCACAACAUACUCUAACUCUAAUCUUAUGUUUUUAUAAUCUUAAUGCUUAUUACUGCAUGAGAAAAACGUUAGAUUGGCUGGACUCUACUUCACUGCAGAUUAGAGCUAGCUGUUAAGAAGAGUUCAAGACAGUAGAAAAAAAAUAGUCAAAAAUUUGCAAAUGUUAGAUUUGAUCAUAACAGUUUAUGAGAUAGAUUACAAACUAGAGUUGUGUUGAUUAAGUAUUCAAAAUGUAUAAUUCCUUGAAAAAGCGCCACAUACGUAGGCCUGAAGUUCGUUGUUUUAAGUUCGCGAGAUGAAGAGCAAAGUGUGCGCUUAUUUAAGUGUGCAAUGUGCGCUUCAUAAAAAACUCGGUUCAAGGGUGUGCGUCUAUUCGAACGUGUGUACUUUUUCAAGAAAGUAGGGUAGUUAGGUUGGUGUCUGAAAGAAUCGAAUGCUUUGUGUCUCUGAAUUCCAAGAACUGUUCGUCGUCAGAUAACGCGAGCUUUCAGAGAAAAGAAUAAUUCUUCGAAUUAUAGAAAAUCCGGACUGUGCCAAUAUUGGCCAAAACAAUGAUAAUUUUGAAUUUUAAAACUUUUGAACGAAUUUUCAAAUCACGAGACAGCCUUACCUUUGGCAUUCGACUGUAUUGUCCAGGAUUCUUUCAUAUUCAACUACCUAGAGACCCGAUAUAACUAAACUCAGCUUCCACAUCCUUAAGUUAUUUAAAAACAAUGCGAAUAACCAUACAAUAAUAUUUAUAGGUAAACUCGAAUAAAAAGCCGGUUUAAAAAUACUUUUUUGGAUAUUGCUUAUCAACAGUAUUUAAAUGUAUUCUAUUUUAUAUUUUCCCGUCAUUUAUUUUAAACAUUACAAAAAAAUUUCUAAACAUUCUACAAGAUCCUUAAUAAAGUCAUUCUGUGAUGAACUGAAGGCUAAGAUGUUAUUUAGUAAUUUGAUAUUGUCGUUAAUUGUAGACUUCCUUGCUACCUCUUUCCCAGCAGACUAAAAAAUAAUAAUAUUUUGAUGCACUCAAUGAUCGUAUUUAUACAGCAGUACUGGAAUUCAAAGUAUCAUGAAAUAUUAGCCAAGAAGCAAAAUAUGCAUAAUUAAUGCAAAAAAUAACCAUACAUGUAAAACCCCGUAUUCAUAUUAACUUCAUUCCUGUAGCACGUCAUUGCAGAUAAACAUGGGAUAAAUAUAAGAUUGUCCCAUUUGCCAACACGGGCACAAAAAUUACGAUAAUUGACGGUUGAAACGCGACUUAAGAGCAUUUAUAAAAAAACCGUUAGUCAACUGUUAGUCACUGUUAGUCAUGACUGUAGUCAACCAGAAACAGAGUAAACUCGGCAAAAAGCCAACUCACAGCAGUCAGUUGAGAUCCUGUUUAACUCAAAAACGAUUUCAAAUUGCUAUUAAAUACAUUUAUCUUGCUGAUAGGCGUUUUAAGAGAUGUCUCCAAGCAAAGAAACAUAAAAGCGUCACUUGGGUUUGACUGGAAUAGACCUUCCCCAAAUUACGUCAUGGCGCAAUGCAUUCUGGUACUUGUAGUUAAACCCGCGAAUAUCUGUUUAUGUUUUGUACGGCGAUCAAACGAAGUUCUGUUAUUAUCCAACGCUCUUUGCUCGAGUAAUCAAACAAAUAAUGGGAAAUACGGCAGAAUGUACCGAACAGCACAUCCCUAGUUUUUCUCAAAGCUCUUGCCUGAAAAUCAGCGCUGCAGAAAGUCGUUCCGACGGCAAUUUGACAGCGAUCAACGAUGUCACUAUCUAUUUCGUCACUAUUCGUGCACAAUGCAGCAAAAGGAAUCGGACAAGUUAACAAGGAAAUAGAAUUAUGAGUGAGAACUA
This is a messenger RNA of Rhopilema esculentum, 2726 nucleotides long. RefSeq names its product GTP-binding protein Di-Ras1-like. Gene Ontology annotation, molecular function: G-protein beta-subunit binding; GTPase activity; GTP binding. The record is from RefSeq and is a predicted model, not a curated record. Gene Ontology annotation, biological process: signal transduction. NCBI's taxonomy places the organism in Eukaryota, Metazoa, Cnidaria, Scyphozoa, Rhizostomeae, Rhizostomatidae.